Messenger RNA from Cavia porcellus (domestic guinea pig), 3323 nucleotides. RefSeq names its product ankyrin repeat and sterile alpha motif domain containing 6 (gene Anks6). The record is from RefSeq and is a predicted model, not a curated record. Gene Ontology annotation, cellular component: cytoplasm; nucleus. The coding region runs from base 41 to 2761 and encodes 906 amino acids. Lineage: Eukaryota; Metazoa; Chordata; Mammalia; Rodentia; Caviidae. The transcript has 17 exons. Gene Ontology annotation, molecular function: protein binding. Gene Ontology annotation, biological process: innate immune response.
CGGAGCCAGUGCGGCCUCGGGGCGAUCGGCCGCGGCGGCGAUGGGCGAGGGCGGGUUGCCCCCGGCCUUGCAGCUGCUGCUGCGCGCCUGCGACCAGGGCGACACCGACACAGCGCGGCGGCUGCUGGAGCCGGGCGCAGCGGAGCCGGCCGAGCGCGGCGCGGAGCCCGAGGCGGGCGCGGAGCCCGGGGCUCCAGAGUCGGCCGGUCCCGGGGCAGCGGCGGCCGGAGCGCCGGUGCCUGUGGACGCCUCGGACGAGGCGGGCAACACCGCGCUGCAGUUCGCCGCGGCCGGGGGCCACGAGCCGCUGGUGCGCUUCCUGCUGCGCCGCGGCGCCUCGGUGAACAGCCGCAACCACUACGGCUGGAGCGCGCUGAUGCAGGCGGCCAGGUUUGGGCAUGUGAGCGUGGCACACCUCCUCCUGGACCAUGGGGCUGAUGUCAAUGCUCACAACCGGCUGGGGGCCAGUGUGCUCACUGUGGCCUCUCGGGGUGGCCACCUGGGUGUGGUAAAGCUGCUCCUGGAAGCCGGUGCCUUUGUGGACCAUCACAGCCCCUCCGGCAAGCAGCCAGGGCUGGGAGGCAGCAGAGAUGAGCUGCUGGACAUCACAGCCCUGAUGGCCGCCGUCCAGCAUGGACAUGAGGCUGUGGUGCGGCUGCUGCUGGAGUGGGGUGCUGACCCCAACUACGCAGCCCGGACAGUGGGCUGGAGCCCCCUGAUGUUGGCAGCGCUGGCUGGGAGGCUCGGCGUGGCCCAACAGCUGGCAGAGAAGGGAGCCAACCCUGACCACCUCAGUGUUCUGGAGAAGACAGCCUUCGAGGUGGCCCUGGACCGCAGGCACAGGGACCUUGCAGACUACCUGGACCCGCUGACCACUGUCAGGCCCAGAACAGAUGAGGAGAAAAGGCGCCCAGAUAUUUUCCAUGCACUGAAAAUAGGAGACUUCCAGCUGGUCAAAGAGAUCACGGAUGAAGACCCCAGCCACGUGAACCUGGUCAAUGGGGAUGGGGCGACGCCGCUGAUGCUGGCAGCUGUCACGGGGCAGCUACCACUGGUGCAGCUGCUGGUGGAGAGGCACGCUGACAUGGACAAGCAGGACAGCGUGCACGGCUGGACAGCCCUCAUGCAGGCCACCUACCAUGGGAAUAAGGAAAUUGUCAAGUUUCUGCUAAACCAAGGGGCUGACGUCACUCUUCGUGCGAAAAACGGGUACACAGCCUUUGAUCUAGUGAUGCUGCUGAACGAUCCUGACACGGAACUAGUCCGGCUGCUGGCGUCUGUCUGCAUGCAGGUGAAUAAGGACAGGGGUCGGCCGAGCCACCCGCCGCCCCUGCCCCACUCGAAGGUCAGAGAGCCAUGGAGCAUCCCAGUGCUGCCCGAUGACAAGGGCGGCCUGAAGUCCUGGUGGAACCGGAUGUCCAAUCGGUUCCGCAAGCUCAAACUGAUGCAGACACUGCCCCGAGGACUGUCCAGCAAUCAGCCCUUACCUUUCGCCGACGAGCCUGAGCCAGCACUGGACUCUACAAUGAGGGCCACCCCCCAGGACAAGCCAGGCUUCCCUGGGCUCCCAAGCGUGGCCUUCAUGAUCAAAGACAAUGGUCCUGGGAGCACGAGAGGAGAAAAGGAAGAUGCCUUAUUGACAACCAUGGGUAAAUAUCUAGAAGAGGAACUCUUGGGCAAAGGUUAUGAAUGUCAUUGCUUUCCAGAAAGGUGGCAUCUCAGGCUCGUGACCCAGAGGCUGAAGUGCCCAUCAGAGCUUCGAAAUGGAGCCCCCUUUACCCGGCUCCCGAGUGACAAGCUGAAGGCAGUCAUCCCCCCUUUCCUACCCCCCUCCAGCUUUGAGCUGUGGAGCUCUGAUCGGUCCAGGACCUGUCAGGAUGGGAAGGCGGAACCCAUGAAGACCGUGCUGCCCCAGAGAGCCAGCAGGGGCCACCCUGUGGGUAGCGGGGGCACAGACACUGCCCCGGUCAGGCCGGUGAAAUUUCCCAGUCUGUCCCGAAGCCCAGCCUCUCCCGCCAAUUCUGGAAACUUCAACCACUCGCCUCAUUCUUCGGGCAGCUCCAGUGCAAUAGGAGGUGUGAGCAGACCUGGAGCAGAGCUUCACAACCGCUCAGGUGGCAGCGUAGACAGUGUCUUGUCCCAGAUCGCUGCCCAGAGGAAGAAAGCAGCAGGAUUAUCUGAACAGAAGCCCAGCCAGCGGUCAAGUCCCGUGGGCCCUGCACCGGGGUCCAGCCCAACUGAGCUCCCGGUCUCCCCUGCAGGCAGUGGCACUCCCAGCAAUAAGCAGAAACUGGAGACCAGCAAACGGCCUCCAUCUGGAGCUUCCACUACCUCCAAAAGCACGUCUCCUACCCUCACACCCUCCCCUUCCCCCAAGGGCCACACCGCCGAGUCCUCUCUGUCCUCCUCCUCAUCGCACCGGCAGUCCAAGAGCAGCGGGGGCUCCAGCAGCGGCACCAUCACAGAUGAGGAUGAGCUGACCGGAAUCCUUAAGAAAUUAUCACUUGAAAAAUACCAGCCCAUUUUUGAGGAACAAGAGGUGGACAUGGAAGCCUUCCUCACACUCACUGACGGCGACCUGCAGGAGCUGGGCAUCAAGACAGAUGGGUCCCGGCAGCAGAUCCUGGCGGCCAUCUCUGAACUGAACGCAGGCAAGGGACGCGAGAGACAGAUUUUACAGGAAACCAUUCACAACUUCCACUCGUCCUUCGAGAGCAGUGCCAGCAAUACCAGGGCCCCUGGCAAUAGUCCCUGUACGUGAUCCUCCUUGCUGGGGCCAUCAGCCCAUGGCUGAUUGGGUGAGGCCAGAAGCAGCAGCCCCCAGCGAAAGGUAGCAGCAGUUUGGAUGACUCCGCCUGCAUCCAGGUCACAAGGAAGCCAGGCGUGGCCCAUGGGUUCCUGUCCUCAGCUGUUCCUGACCUUGGGUAUUUGUGUCACUGGGAUUCACACCAAGGUGGACAGAAAGAAAGAACGCUGUCUGAUCAAAUCACAGAGUCUGAUCCAGCCAUGGGGCAGAGGGGAGCCCCUCUCAUUUACUUCUUCCUUGGAGCUACCUGAAGACAUCACACAGGCCAGCAGCUAAAGGCCGCGGACAUCUCCUUUGAGCUGUCCACCCAAGCCAAGUGCCACAUGCAGCGCCUAGGAUCUUUCCUGCGGCCCAGAAGAAGGUGACAUCUGCAGACGGUGACGUGGAGAGAUGAAGCAUCCUCUGUGACUGUCCUUGUUCAUUUCGAGCAAGUUAAUUAUGACUUUUUAACCGAUGGGUCCUGUUCAGUGUGGAAAGAGAUUUGGUGUUUUCUCUAAUAAAGCCACUGCCAAAUCCA